This is a messenger RNA of Klebsormidium nitens, 402 nucleotides long. NCBI's taxonomy places the organism in Eukaryota, Viridiplantae, Streptophyta, Klebsormidiophyceae, Klebsormidiales, Klebsormidiaceae. The record is from the annotation of a GenBank genome assembly.
AUGUUGCGUACCGAGAUUGCUCACGAGCAAGUGUUAGUCAGCCCGGAAAAGAUGCAACACUUCCAGGUUGCCGUUGAUUGCUUGACUAAGGCGCGCGGCGACGCAGACGUCGUUCGCUGCUGGCACGGGUCGACCGUCAACAACAUUGAGAAGAUCGCGCAGCACGGCUUCGGGAUCUUCAGUUACGCAGAGAAUGGAAGACUGUAUGGAAACGGCGUCUAUUUGGGAGCCUCUGUCGCUGUAAGCAACGACUACGCCAAACCGGACGCAAAGGGGACUCGCCACAUGCUGCUGUGCAAAGCUGCACUUGGAAAGCUGGAGACGUCCAUCCAUACGAUGACGCAGCCGAGUAGCGGUCGCUACGACAGCGGCACUGACAACAUCUUCGCUCCACGACUCUAA